AUGCCGUUGAUCGAGGCGCAUCUCGGCGACGAGAAGCAUUUACAGGAUAUUGCAGAUAUCAUCGCAGCUUCACACAAAGUGCUUGUGGUAACUGGUGCAGGCAUCAGCACCAGUAUUGGCAUACCGGACUUCCGAUCUAAGGAUGGAUUGUACAACCUGAUCCCAGAGUCAACACUUCCCUCGCCUCCUCCCUCUGAACCAGCAACGCCCAUAAAGACGAGAUAUGAGUCGCCAGUGUCGACCCCGUCGCGUAAGCGCAAAGCAGAGGUAUUGGAAGACGACGACGAGGAGCCCAUCUCGUCCCAGAGCUCACAUUCGGGUCGUAGAUCGUCCAUGACUCCUACAAAGAAGCUUCGUGGUCAAGACCUGUUCGACUCGCGAGUGUUUCAAGACGCAGCAUCGACCACCAUGUUCUACCGCUUCAUCGCUUCCUUGCGAGAGAAGAUCUACGACGAAGUCAAGGACACCAGUGGUACACACAAGUUCAUCAAGACUUUACGCGAUGGCGGCCGCCUCAUGAGGUGCUACACACAAAAUAUUGACUGUCUUGAGUCUCGAGAGGGCCUCGUCACAGACUUGAAACGCGGCAAAGGCAACAAGAGAAGGUUCAUGAAGAAGAAUUACGAGAAGCCACGAGAGUCGCCAAUCUUGCCUGGUUCGGAGAUGGAUGGCGGCUGCGAAGUGGUCCAACUGCAUGGCGAGCUGGACACUUUACGGUGCUCGGUCUGCUCGACGCAAUGGACCUGGACCGAGAACGAGACCGAGGUCUUCAUGGAUGGCUUUGCUCCACGAUGUAAGAAAUGUGCGAAGAAAAGUCUAGAGCGGCAGGAGACGGGCAAGAGAGGACUCACUGUUGGGUCGUUGCGUCCAAACAUUGUGCUGUACGGCGAGGAUCACCCACAAAACACCCUUCUGAGCCCUUUCGUACCGUACGACGCCAGUUGUCAGCCAGAUGUCCUGAUCAUCAUGGGUACAUCACUAAAGGUGUUCGGCCUCCAGAAGAUCAUACGCGAAUUCGCCAAAGCUGUGCAUGGUCAGAAGAAGGGCAAAGUUAUCUUCGUCAACCGCACAAGGCCUGCCGAAAGUGUCUGGGACAGCUUCAUUGACUACUUCGUGCCCAUGGACUGCGAUGACUGGGUGAUCGAUCUAAGGCAGCGGCGGGCGGAUAUCUGGCUGCGGCAAGGCGAGAUUGGUGCCACGAUGAAGGUUUCGAAACCGAAGAAGCGAAAGUCCGAGCCGGUACAAAAGCAGAAGGGCGUGGAAGUGGUCAUUCCCUUGCGGCCACAAUCAAUGCCUCCCAAGAAAGCUGCAAAGCAGGCCAAGUCCGCCAGAGGCCGCACGCCAGCAACGCCUCGUCAUGCGCGAGAGCUCUUGAGGAAGAAUGUCCUAUCGCCGCUGAUGCAAGCAAGGCGACCGGUAGCAUCUCCAUUGUCUAGUCCAUCGAAAGCACCAGGUCCCAGAAAAGCACUCACACCCACGAAACAAGGGCCCUUCAUCUUCCGAUCGCCCAAGAGACCAGACUUCUCGCCGAUCACGCCAGCCAUCUUCGAAAGCAGCAGUCUGCGCAAUGUAGUCACCGCUUCAUCCGACACUAGCAUUGAGAUUCAAGAGAGCGAGCACGAGAAAGAGAACCUACCAGAGCCGGACACAUACGGUCCAGAGACCCAAGUGGACGGAGCCGUGCCUGAGACGCCGACGAAAGCGCGCUACCAGAAUAUGAUCGAGCACCUGAUCAACAAGGAGACCCAGAAUGAUGUCGCGUUCGAUGAGCGAGUGGGAGGAGUUAGUGGUUGUCUCGUGCCGGGCCUGCAGCGGAGAAGCAGUGGUAGACAAAGCGCUAUGAUGAAGAGUCCUCGUUGA
Molecule: messenger RNA, 1860 nt
Organism: Cyphellophora attinorum
Lineage: Eukaryota; Fungi; Ascomycota; Eurotiomycetes; Chaetothyriales; Cyphellophoraceae
Product: NAD-dependent histone deacetylase HST3
Exons: 2
Coding region: 1-1860 (619 amino acids)
Molecular function (GO): NAD+ binding
Source: RefSeq, a predicted model, not a curated record